AUGUCAUCAAGAUUCUUCUUAAAUGGAGAAGUGCUAUACAAGAAAACAUUUGAUUUGGGCCUUCUGAGAUGCAUUGAUGAAGAGGAAGCUAAUUAUAUGAUAAAUGAAGUGCAUAGUAGGGUUUGCGGGCCAGACAUGAAUGGGCAUCUACUGGCUAAGAAGAUCAUGAGAUCAGGGUAUUUUUGGCUUACUAUGGAGCAUGACUGUAUAGAUUUUAUCAGAAAGUGUGUCAAAUGUCAGAUGCAUAGUGAUGUUAUACGUGCUCCACCUACAGAACUCUAUAGCAAGACUACUUCAUGGCCAUGUUCAAUCUGUGGAAUGGAUGUGAUUGGAGCAAUUGAUCCUCCUGCUUCGAAUGGGCCUCAGAUGAAUGGAGUUGUUGAAGCCGCAAAUAAAAAUUUGAAGAAAAUCAUUCGUAAGAUGACUGAAGCACACCGGAAUUGGCAUGAGAAGCUGCCUUAUGCAUUGAUGGCGUACAGAACUACUAUCAGGACUUCUACCGGAGUAACUCCUUACUCUCUUAUGUAUGGAAUGGAAGCAGUAUUGACUGCAGAAGUUGAAAUUCCUUCCUUACACAUUUUAAUGGAAGCUCAGAUAGAAGAUGCUGAAUGGGUCAGGGAACGCUAUGAGCAGUUGUCUCUAAUUGAUGAAAAGAGGUUGAAUGCCGUCUGUCAUGGACAAUGUUAUCAGCAACGAAUGGCUCGGAUUUACAACAAAAAGGUUAAGCCCUGUUUGUUUGAAGUUGGAGAAAAGGUCUUAAAACGGAUUCUUCCAAUGCAAGAGGAGGCUAAAGGAAAGUUUCCUCCCAAUUGGCAAGGACCAUUCACUGUUAAAAAAGUGCUAUCCAGAGAAGCGCUUAUCCUUAUGGAAAUGGACGGUCAAGAAAAAUUAUGUGACACAAUACUGGUUUAG
Coffea eugenioides is the source of this 912-nucleotide messenger RNA. RefSeq lists its product as uncharacterized. Gene Ontology annotation, molecular function: nucleic acid binding. Bases 1 to 912 code for a protein of 303 amino acids. NCBI's taxonomy places the organism in Eukaryota, Viridiplantae, Streptophyta, Magnoliopsida, Gentianales, Rubiaceae. The record is from RefSeq and is a predicted model, not a curated record. The transcript has 3 exons.